Microplitis demolitor is the source of this 5384-nucleotide messenger RNA. RefSeq lists its product as uncharacterized. Gene Ontology annotation, biological process: regulation of DNA repair; ATP generation from poly-ADP-D-ribose; carbohydrate metabolic process. Gene Ontology annotation, cellular component: cytoplasm; nucleus. The transcript has 17 exons. Lineage: Eukaryota; Metazoa; Arthropoda; Insecta; Hymenoptera; Braconidae. The record is from RefSeq and is a predicted model, not a curated record. The coding region runs from base 1916 to 4771 and encodes 951 amino acids. Gene Ontology annotation, molecular function: poly(ADP-ribose) glycohydrolase activity.
ACAUUUCCGGUAUGUGUAAUCGAUAAUCAAAAUCACAGAAUUCGGUUUAAUUUUUUCAGCAGUUAAUCAGUACAUUUACUCAGUCGGAUUUAAAUGUUAUUUAAAUUAAAGCGACAGUAUAAGGCCCUCAAGUGUCGGGUGUCGGUUAUUGGCGCGGUGUGAAAAGCUCUAAAGAAUUUUCUCUUCCAUGGCUGGGGCAAGUGGUUUCCAAGAAUCCAAACAAAUUUACAACCUCUGAUAUUUAAUUAUGCUUACACACAAAUACGCCUACGGCAUUUGAUUUUUUGGUAAUUAUUUACUUUAUGCAGGACUGGAACCACCAUCACCAUCACCUUGAUACAUUUAAUUCAAGUACUUUCGCGCUUGGCUGAAUAUCCAAGAGAAAUUAAUCUCGUGCUGUUAAAAAAGUGAAAUAAAUAAAAUAUCAUCUGGCAUAAAUGUGAUGUCGGUAUUUAAUAUCGAGCCGAUAAAGUAUCAGAUUCACAUGAAAAGAUCUUUGAUGGUGCAGUUAAAAGUUUUAAAAAAAAUAUAUAGAGCGCGGGUGAUAAGAAAAGAAUUGAAAUAGCGGCAACUCGGGUGCCUGGAGAACUAUUAUAUUUUUCUUUGCAUCACCUGAAUCCACAGCAGCAUCGAGGAUGAAUGCACACAUGACUGGUGGCAUAACGCCGUACAACACCGGAUAUACUUUUACGUACAGCCACUGCACUUGUUACUCAGUCAUAUUGAGUCAAAAGCUGAGGUUUAAGGAGAGAAAAAUGAGCGAUAACCCUGAGCUUUAUAUGCUGCCUUUUCUCCAGCUCUUUUUUUGUAAAAUUAAUAAUUUCAAAAAAGUAUUUUUUAACAUUUUAUUGCAUGCUGGCAGUGAAGCAUCAGUUACAUCACGAUUACGAUUAUGAUUAUAAUGAUGAAAAAGUUUCGACUGUAGGCGUAUGUCGUCGAUGAUCCAUGUCAACUAAAGUUCCACAAAUAUGUUGUUGAUCUUAAAAACAUGAAACGACAAACAUAAAAAUAAAAAUAAAAAUACCAAUAGCCAAUUUCAUAACAGUAAUAAAAAUAAACAUAUCAAUAAUAAUUAAUCAUAAACAAGUAUCGGAAGCAAUAGCAGCAGACCCCCUGAGCAGUCUAUUUGAUCCAACGUCCUCUCGCUUACGUCAUCAUUUCCUUCUGACGUAAUAUCUCGCCGAUCGAUUAUUUUCUAUGGGGCAUUAAAUAAAGCUCCCUUGGUGGCUCUCAUCUCUAGUCUAUUACAACUUGUACUCGUACAACUACAACUACUAUUAAUACUACAACAACACAACUACACUACGAAAUUCUAUAUAGAGUUGGCAGAGCGCCGGCGCUGAUCUAAAAAUACACCCGCGAGUGCGCGAGUAGGAAAGCACGGUCACGAUUAACGCUCCCGUGGUUUAGACGGUCGACGUCUGUACUAUUAACCCGGGGAUCAGAGAAGACAUCCGCAACUCGUUGCCUUCAACCACCGGAUCUCGUGCCGUUCCGUCAAACUCCAAGUCCAGAUUACAAAACAAUGGCUGUGCUAUCUCCAGCAAUAUUCGCAUGACCACCAGACCAAGUCACCGAACUAGCGCACUAAUAUGUGGAGUACUUUUUUAUCAAUCAAAUAUACAUAUAUAUGUACACAUAAAUGAGUGAACAAUCGAUCCUUAGGAUUAUAUAAACAGUUAAGAGUCAAUAUACUAGUGAUUGGAGCACGUGUAGACCACCUAGACCCAUGUGUAUGUAUAAGGACAAGUGGGUGAUGAGUCGAUGGAUUUACGCCUCUCAGAGCGCGGCCUAUGUAUAAAUAUACAUAAAUAUAAAUAUAUACAAGUUGAGAGUGAUGGGUUUUAAAUAAAAAUCAACAAUAAUCCCGGUGAUUAUUUUGUAAUAAAUAAUAAAAAAUAAUAAAAACAGUGACAUGGCUCUGGUGAUGCUGCCAUGUGACUUACCCUGGUGGCCAGCUGUAGUAAAAGUGCUGGACAAGGCUGCCCUAGCCAGGAACCCCAAGGAUCUGAUAGACGCGAUGCAGCGGAUCCAUGAUAUGUGCAAUAUAAGUCUAGAUCCAGAUGAAGAUGAACAAGAUCCCGAUCUCUUUGUUGGGUUUGCCAAAUUUAUUGAUGAAGAUCUGGGUCCGGGCGAACGGGAGCAAAUGUUUAUUAAGACAAUACCGAAAAUUGUCGAGAGGGCCAAAGCUCUGAGGAAUACUAAACCACCGCAGGGACUUUAUUUUAGCUUACAACAGCAAGGAGACCACGUGGAAUACAGUUACGGAUUCGCUUCAUCGCUGGUAGCCAAUGCGUUCUUCUCGACCUACCCGAAACGCACAGUCAAAACCCACCCGACACUAGGAGACUUCAAUUUCACAAAUUUCUUCAAGCAUCUCCAUCAAAAUAGUCAAAAGAUAAAAUUACAAAGUAUUCUUCAAUAUUUUGAUUUUUUGGAGAGCGAUGGAGCACUUGAGGGCCGUAUGAUCGUGUCCAGGCAGGUCAUGACUUCAAAGCAAUGGCUGACUAUCGAAGACUGGCUUGAGAGCAAUGUCCCACUGUGCCCCUUGACGAUACGUCAUGUAGGACGACUCGAGCGAGUCGAUACGGAAACAAAAGUUCUGCAUGUUUGUUUUUCAAGCUCGAGAUUCGGCGAGGGCGUGCUCGAAGACGUUAUUAACCAAGAAACUGUACAUAUAGUAACUCAUCCCGAAAUUCUUGCUGUGAUAUUGUCCGUCGAGGCCUUAGAAGACAACGAAGUACUGAUAGUUGAAGGUGCAAGACACGUAUCAAGAAUAAAUAAUCCAAAGCAGAACAAGGCGACAUUUGAGAGCAUCCCCAAUCCGAAUCCCGUAACUAUCUGCUGCAUGGACGCUGAAAACUAUUCAAAUUUACCACUAAGACAGUUCGAGGAAGACAAUAUACUGCGUGAAAUGAAUAAAUCGCUGCUGGGGUUCCGUCAAAGACAUUUACCAGCGAGUCCGACGGAAACAGUCAGCCUGGAUGUUGCUUGUGCUGAUGGCUGUCCAGUCACGCGCAGACUGUCUCCCAUCGGGGAGAGUUUCAGCAGCGCUUCACCGGAGAUCGAAACCGCUGAAGACAAAGUCGUUAUUAAUAACAAUAAUAAUCAUAAUAAUACUAACAGCAAUCGGGCUAAUGGAAAUUUGACUGAAGAUGUCAGCAUGGAAAAUUUAACCGACGUGCGCCUUAGGCCUAAUGGGAGAUCCGCGACUCAGAGGUCACUCAGUCCGGAUAAAUUUAUCUCGGGAUAUCACAAGAGUUUUAGUAAUGUCAGCACUCGGAGCAGGUUCAUUGUUUUGGGGUCUAGUGGAGAAGUAUUGCCGGUAACGCGAAAAUCUCUGGGACAAAUGUCUGUUUAUGAGAGCUGCAAUAGUCAGAGUACUGAAAGCUUUCAUAGCGCUAAAGAUUCUAUUGACGAAGAACAUCCGGCUGGUAAAUACGAUGAAGAAGAAUUUAAAUUAACGCGCAAGUACAGUAAUCAAUUAGACACACCUGAAAGAAGAGGAACGUUUGCUCAAAGAUUAAAAGAAGCACUUAAUCGCGAAAGUACUGCUACCGGAUCAUCCGAAGAUUCAUCUGAAGAAAGCAGUUACGCUGUUGGAAUUAAUAUCUCUGGAAGUCAUGUCGGCGAUCAAGAUAUUAAAGUAAGAAGAGGAGGCUCCAGAGGAUUCGUCUUACGAGAUGAGACUGUUGAUGAAGAUUUUCUCAAAGCUUCUUUAGAAGCUGAACAAAAAUGGCUUGGGAAGUUCAAACAGACUCAGCAGCCGGUUUUACAAAGAAAAGACACUAAUAACAGUAGCAAAUACAGUUUUAGCACGGAAUAUAGUUCUGAUUUUUGCUCAGAGUUGGAAGAAGUGUAUGAGCAGUUGUCAAAAUGGCUGGACGACCCGAUCGUGUCGGACGAAAACCGGGAGCUGGAGGCAAGAGACCGCGCAGUGAUCCAGUUCGCGGGCUCUUUACUGAGACGAGCGUUGAGUGAAUCCUUUGCUGGGGUACCUGUCCAAGAAGGAGAACCCCAGCUUCUUAUUGGUCCUAACGACGUUCAGCAAAAGCACAAACUGGCUCUGGCUGUGCGGAGUCUCAGUCUUGAGCUCGCGAGGCAGAGAAACAAACGGCAGCAGUCGGUAUCAGAGCUGAUAAGCGAUCAAGCUGAGGACCAAGACUUCGAAGAUGAUGAGGACCAGGACCAGGAUCAGAAAGCAGAUGAAGAAGACGAUAAAUUUUUGGAUGCCCUUGAAAUACAAGAGUCUACAAAGAAAGUAGAAUCAAAACCAAACAAUAAAUGGGCAAUUAAAUUUACCUCGACAGUGGAACUAGAAACUCUCGUCGAAGAAGACGCAGCGACUUUUCGUCUUCCUUUGGAAGAAAACUUUCAGGAUAAAAAUAAUAAAAUUAUUUCUAAACAUACGGAAGGAAAAAAUAAUUUGAUACCAGGCGACAGCAGUCCUCAAGACGGAGGACUCUUACCAGUGGCGACAGGCAAUUGGGGUUGCGGUUCCCGGCUCAAAGGUGACCCGCAGCUGAAGCUGGUGAUCCAGUGGCUUGCGGCAUCGCUUGCUGGAGUUCCGCGGCUAAUUUACUACACCUGCGGUAAUCAAAGUUUAUCAAAGCUCGACACCGUCAGCAGAGUCCUCACUGACAGAAGGUGGACAGUAGGAGAUUUAUCAACCGCGAUGCUGAGGUUCGCGGUUCAUACUCUCGAGGACAGAGUCAAGGGCAGGAACAGUCUCUUUGAAGAACUGAUAGGCGUUGACAAGCCCAGCCCUUAGCUCACUUGUACUCAAUUUAUAAAUAACCUGAGCUAUCAUCAAAGACUUGGUCAAUUACGUUGACUUGCUCUCGGUCUAAUAGAUUAAUAAAUAAAAAGUAUAAAACCUUUUAAUUACAAUAAGAAACGCACGGAUUUAUUUUUACGGCUCAAAAUAUCAUUUUUUUAAUCGAGUGAAAGACGAUUCUAGAUUCUGUGGUGGCAGCACUUGCCUUCGGCUCCAGUAAACCUGACACUCGUCUGAAAUCGUCUUAUUUUAUUCAUCACAGAAUAUUUAUCAAGUCGACCAGAGCAUAUCAAAAUAUUUAAUAAUAAACAUCUAGAAUUAUUAAAAUAUUAAUAUUAAUAAUAAUAAUAAUCAAAUUAUUAAAUUGACUGAUUAUUUUUUUGAACGUCACUCUUUUAACAGGCAAUAAUCUACAAUAUAUUUUAUACAGUUAAUAUAAAAAAAAGUAAAUGAAAACAAUAAGUAUGAAAGUUGUUAUUUUAAGAAAUAUCACUGACAAAGAAAUAGACUAAGUUUUAGCGGUUCAAUAAAAAAUAUCCAGUUGGAAUAAAAAUUAGUGGCCUGAAUUAAAUGGUUUUUAAAAAAUGGUCUUCCAUUAUAGGUAAUA